GCGCGUGAACAGGCCGCUGCGUCACUCGUCACAGUAGCGCCUAAAUCCUCAGACAGACAGGGCUACACCGUUAAGUUAAACAAUCUGCUCUAAGCUUUCAAACUGCUUGAAAGUGACUGUAGAUAAGAAAACGUAACCAUAACCUAGCUAAUUUUAUUUCGUUAUAAUAGUUUCCAUCAUGUUUUGGCCACUGCUGUGCGUAACCGUCGCCUUCGCGUCGACCUCACCCGCCGUCGCGCAACUCUCCAACAGGUACGUGAUCGGAUGUCCGACUCGAUGCGACAAGUCUAGCUGCCCCCGGCUACCUAGCAACUGUUUGGCGGGAGAAUCCCUCGACGCGUGCAGCUGUUGCUCUGUGUGCGCGUCCGGGGAAGGCGAGACGUGCGGCGGUGGCGCGGGGAAGCUGGGCGACCCGAUGUGCGGAGAGGGGCUGGAGUGCUCCGUGGCGGGGGGAGCUGGGAGCUCGGUGACCGUCCGGAGGAGAAGCAAGAGCGGCGUGUGCAUGUGCAAAGCCGUCGACCCCGUGUGCGGCAGCGACGGGGUGUCGUACCGGAACAUCUGUGAGCUGAAGAGGGUCAGUAGCCGGGCGCAGAAGCUCAAGCAGCCGCCUGUGAUCUUCAUCCAGCGGGGAGCGUGUGGGAAAGCCCAUGACAACCCAGACAGCCCGAGACACAAAUAUAACUUCAUCGCCGACGUGGUGGAGAAAAUCGCCCCGUCCGUCGUUCACAUUGAACUCUUCCGCAAGAUGGCGUACUCCAAGCGGGAGGUGGCGGUGGCCAGCGGGUCGGGGUUCAUCGUGGCGGAGGACGGGCAGAUCGUUACCAACGCCCACGUGGUGGCCAACAAGCACCGCGUCAAGGUGGAGCUGAAGAGCGGCGCCUCCUACGACGCCAAGAUCAGAGACGUGGAUGAGAAGUCCGACAUUGCCCUCAUCAAGAUAGAGGCCCCGUCCAAGCUCCCCGUCCUGCCGUUGGGCCGCUCGGCCGACCUGCGCCCCGGGGAGUUUGUGGUGGCGAUCGGCAGCCCCUUUUCCCUGCAGAACACCGUCACCACGGGGAUAGUCAGCACCACCCAGCGUGCGGGCCGCGACCUGGGCCUGAAGGACUCAGACAUGGAGUACAUCCAGACAGACGCCAUCAUCAACUACGGUAACUCAGGCGGACCUUUGGUGAAUUUGGACGGGGAGGUCAUCGGUAUCAACACCCUGAAGGUCACGGCGGGCAUCUCCUUCGCCAUCCCCUCCGACAAGAUCCGGGAGUUCCUGACCGAGUCCUAUGAGCGCCAGGCCAGAGUUGCAAGUUCUGUUCCAGGGCGGGCGGCGGCUAAGAAGAAGUACAUCGGUGUGCGGAUGAUGACGUUGACUCCAGGGCUGGCCAAAGAGUUGAAGAGCCGUCAUCGGGACUUCCCGGAUAUCACCUCUGGAGCGUACGUCAUGGAGGUCAUCGCAAAGACACCGGCCGCCACUGGAGGCCUUAAAGAGCACGACGUCAUCAUCUCCAUCAACGGCCAGCGGAUUGCCACGGCGACGGACGUCAGCGCAGCCAUCAAGAGGGACGCCACACUCAGAGUGGUGGUGCGCCGUGGUAACGAGGACACCAUCCUAACCAUACUCCCCAUGGAGAUCGAACCUUGACCUUUCCACAUUACACACAUGCACACUCACACACAAUGCAGGUGUGUGAUAGGUCCGAACUCAUGGUAGCGUCGCGGCCCCCUAGACCUCAUCAGUGCCUGGCUUCUGGAGAAGAAAAGUAAUUUGGAAAGGAGUCAAAUAGUACAAAUCCUCUGCAGCCCAGGUGUGCGUUCAACAUCCACGUGUAGCUCCCCUCAUAUUCUUGUGUGCCCUGAUGGAUUCUACUACUGUGCUCCGGUGACCAGAGAAUGACGUAUAAUUGAUCUUUAUGUUCUGAUGCUCCCCUUUUGAUGGUUUUUUAUAAGGUUGUUUGUUUGUUUGCUUUGUUUGCAUUCAUCUCUCUUCUCCUCAGUCCAAACAUUUGUGAGACAUUUUCCGGGCACACACAAUUUGUAUAGGCGCCAGCUUAUUAAUAUUUUCGAAAUUGUCCUUUCUCAGUACUGUAUUAAUUGUUUUAUGAAUGUGCUUUAUACUGGAGAAAUAAA
This is a messenger RNA of Gadus chalcogrammus (walleye pollock), 2118 nucleotides long. Its product is annotated as serine protease HTRA1A-like. The coding region runs from base 179 to 1633 and encodes 484 amino acids. Gene Ontology annotation, cellular component: extracellular region. Gene Ontology annotation, biological process: positive regulation of apoptotic process; proteolysis; programmed cell death. NCBI's taxonomy places the organism in Eukaryota, Metazoa, Chordata, Actinopteri, Gadiformes, Gadidae. Gene Ontology annotation, molecular function: serine-type endopeptidase activity; protein binding. The record is from RefSeq and is a predicted model, not a curated record. The transcript has 9 exons.